Molecule: messenger RNA, 594 nt
Organism: Serinus canaria (Common canary)
Lineage: Eukaryota; Metazoa; Chordata; Aves; Passeriformes; Fringillidae
Product: C-C motif chemokine 5-like
Exons: 3
Coding region: 95-370 (91 amino acids)
Biological process (GO): positive regulation of ERK1 and ERK2 cascade; chemokine-mediated signaling pathway; G protein-coupled receptor signaling pathway
Cellular component (GO): extracellular region
Molecular function (GO): chemokine activity; CCR chemokine receptor binding
Source: RefSeq, a predicted model, not a curated record
UGGGGAUAAAAGGGGAGCACGGCCCCAGGGCCACAGAGAGAGUCCUGCAGCCUCCCCAGCUCCAGCUCCAGCUCCUCUCAGAGCCCACAGCACCAUGAAGGUCCUGGCAGCCACCCUGGCCACUCUGCUCCUCCUGGCCACCUGCUCCCCAGCUGAAGGUCACCUCGAUGGUGUCCCCAGCACCUGCUGCUUCAGCUACCAGAGGCAGCCCAUCCCUCGGCGCCGCGUCAGCUCCGUCUUUGUCACCAGCAGCUCCUGCAGCCAGCCAGGAGUGAUUGUGGUCACCCAGAAGAAGAAGCAGCUGUGUGCAGAUCCACGGGCAGCAUGGGUGCAGCAGCUCCUGAAGCACUUCCAGAGCCUGGAAAACUGAGCCUUCCCUGCUGGCAGCCACCAUCCCAGCCCUGCACAGCUUCCAGCCUCGGGCACAACUGAGAGGAUUUGACCCCCAGCCUUCCUCAACAGAGAAAAUUAUUUUAUUUAACUUAUUUAAGUUAAGAUAAAUAUUGUUUUUCUAAGCAUUAUUUUUAAAUAAUUUCUAAAAAUUAUUUAAAUUAUGUCAGAAUAAUACACUAAAAUAAAGAUAAUUUCAAUCAU